AUUAGUAAUGAAGACUUCUGUGACAGAAACAUAAUUGUGAUAAUUUUUUUAUACUGAGUAUAAAAUACAAUUUUUGGUGAUUAAUUUGUAACAUAAAAUUGACAUGAAAUCGUUUUGUGAGAGAUGAGUGUCUUCGGGGAUUUUCAACGUGUGUGGGUGCAACGAUUUCCAGAGAGUGCUUUACCAGCCGCUUGGGAGGAAGAUGUCAGGGCCAAUUUGGCUAAACACAAACAGAAAGUGGCUAUACUCAGAGAGGAGUUAGAGAAAGAAGAGUUCUACGUGGAGUAUCUGGAGACCCUGUUGUCUGAUGUGGAGAAACAUAAGACAGCGUCGCUGGGGAAAGGGGUGCCGCCCUCGGGAGUUGACGUGAGCGAGGCUGAUGAUAACGCGGCUGAUAUCAAGCAGGUUUCCAACACAGACUCAUUAUCCAAGAAGAGCAUAACGAGUCUAACAAGUAGUAAAAGCGAUGAGUCUGCCCCUGAGACGACUGAAGCCGAACCAGUACAGUUGAGGAGCAAGCCAAAUAAGCCCCUGCAUGCCGAGAGGAGCUCCGUCAACCAGUGCAUCAAUGAGCUCUCUUCUAAUUUGGUGGCCGAGGCAGCUCGGAGAAGAUGCAACAGUGAAGUAGUGCAGCGAACUGAAAAUAAUCAGGAUACAAAUGCUUUAGAAGAAACGAGUCCGAGUCCAGCUAAAAACCGUCCAGCGUCACAAGCGGGUGAUUUUGUAACAGUCAUCGAAGUCAAUGGUCUGAAGGCAGCCGAGAAUGCGUCCAAGAAAGUCCAGGAAUCGCCGCCGUCUUCUGAGAGCAGCCCCGUGGAUCCCACGGCGGCUUCUAAGAAAAAAGUACCACCCAAACCUCCACCAAAAACGUUUGGCAAACGUGGCGCCUCGCUGCCAGAGUCGGACCUUCCCGGAGAUAGUCCACCAUCGUCGCUGGGGCGGAGACUCCGUGGUGCGGAGUCUCGGGAGUCCAUCGGCAGCAGAGCAUCCACGCCCUCCAUCAGUGAACGAGUGAAAAGCUACGAAUCCAUAAACUCCCUAUCAUCCGAGCGCAAACGCUCCGGCGGGGCGGCGACGCCGCUUUCCAUCGACGAGGAGGCGUCCACGCCCGACACGCCAGGGGAGACGGGCGGGGAGCCCGCCUCGCUGGAGAGCAUCCCCGCCGGGCCCGAGGACGAGCCCUACUACGACCAAGUGCCGCAGGACAUUAACGAUGGCGAAUACGUUUAUAUACAAGCAGGCGGUACGGGCUCUAGUGCGGACGACGCAUCAAGCGGCGCCAGCACGCUGGCGCUGUCGGCGCCGGCCGCGUCGCAGGCGCCCACCGCGCCGCGCGCGCCCGACUCGCCGCCCGUCGCCACCGCGCCCAACUACGUCAACAUACACUACUUCAUACAACAAGCGGGUGAAGGCGCGGAGGCGAACGAAGCCAACACAGAGUUAGCGGAUUCCAGCGACACACCGCUAUUGUUGAGGACGAUAUCAUCCGACACAGAGGCGAGCGCCACGCCGCCUGCCUUGAGGAAGCUACAGCACCAGGAAUCGAUCAAUAGCAGUAAUGCGGAGGCCGAGCGCCUUACCAUGCAUCGGUGCAUCGUCACCAGCAUUAUCGAGAGCGAGACCGUCUACGUCGAAUGCCUAUACGUUAUGGAAAAGUACAUGAACGCCAUAAAAGCGACGCUGUCGACGUCCCAGCCUGUGAUAACGGAGGAAGAGUUCAACACGAUAUUUUACAAAAUAUCCGAGCUGCAUGAGUUACACAAGAACUUCCUCGAGGGGCUGAAGGCCGCCGUCGCCAGUUGGGAAGAGCCUCUAUCUGUGGGAAGCCACUUUAAGAAAAUGGCGGAGAACAUAAACGUAUACGGCGCGUUCCUGCAUAACUACGGUCGCGCGACGGACGCCGUGCGACGCCGCUGCGCGAGCUCGCAACGCUUCGCCGACCUCACGCGCCAGAUCGCCUGCCGCGGCCAGCCCAUGUCGCUCGACGAUCUGCUGCACAAACCCGUCGCCAGAGUCCAGAAGAACGCCCUUGUCUUGCACGAUCUCAUAAAAUACACCCCUGCAAGCCAUCCUGACCACGCGAUGCUCACCGACGCACUCAACAUGACACAACACUUCCUCGACGAAUUUAAUAUUAUACAAACUAAAUCUAUGUUCCCUAAUGCAGACCGCGCCCAAAGAAGACUCGUCAAGAAUUCAUUUAUUGUAGAACUUUCGGAUGGACAUAGAAAAUUGAGGCAUUUAUUCCUUUUUAAUGAUGUCAUAGCUUGUGCCAAAUACAAGGCUUCAGGGCGUGAUAAGUUCACGUUCGAAUUGAAGUGGUUCAUCCAGCUGCCGGACAUCGUGGUGGUAGAGGAGGAGGUCGGCGCGGCGGACGCGCGGGAGACGUCCCCCGCCAACAUCGUGGCUCUCAAGUCGCAGGCAUCCACCGUGCGCGACCAGAUACUGGCUGAAGAGCGAGCCGCGCAGGAUGACAAGAAAAUCAGACUGGGUAGUCGCGGCACGGCAGAAAAGCAGCGUAAGAAGCUUGCAGAGCUAGAGGGGCAGCUAGUACUGGCAUCACCUAACCUGGUGCUACGGAUUGGAGCGCGCGCACCCGGCGCGUCAGCGCUGCAACGACACCACAUCUUCUUCCUCAGUUCCGAGUAUGAGCGCACGCAGUGGAUCGACUCUAUACAUGCAUUACAGGCAUCAUCGGCGCCACCAGGCGGCUCAGCGGCCGUGUCGAUGCUGGAGCUGCAGGCGUGGGUGACGGCGUGCCGCAGCUACCUGCAGACGGACAUGGGCUCGUACCUGCUGCGCAGCGGGCGCGACGACUCGCUGCUGCUGGGCGACCUGCAGCUGCACAUCACCGGCAUGACCGCGCCGCUAGACUCCUCCGCCGACUACUACAUAGUGGUGGAGGUAGACUCGUACGGGCACUACUUCCGCAAGGCGAAGUCGAAGCUGGUCUGCCGGACGGCGCAGCCGCGGUGGAACGAGACCUUCACGCUGGAGCUGGAGGGCUCGCAGAACCUGCGCCUGCUGCUGUAUGAGGACGCGGCGCGGCCCGUGCUGCGCGGGAAGUGCACUGUCAAGCUGUCGCGGUCCUGGGCGGCGGAGGCGGCGGGCGGCGGGGCGGCGCGCACGGUGGCGCUGGGCGGCGGCGCGCUGCCGCUGCGCCUGCGCCUGCUGCCGCCCGAGCACUCCGCGCGCCGCGUGCCCGCCGCCAAGCCCGGCACGCUCUUCGGCGCCAAGAUCACCAGCGUCGCCAAGCGUGAGAAGCGCAACAUCCCGUUCAUCAUCAGCGCGUGCGUGCGCGAGGUGGAGCGGCGCGGCAUCCUGGAGGUGGGCGUGUACCGCGUCUCCGGCAGCGCCUCCGACCUAGCGCGCCUGCGCAAGAGCUUCGAGACCAACGCUUACGAGGCAGAACAACUGCUGAAAGAAGUUGACAUCCACUCUGUGACCGGCGUGUUGAAGCUGUACCUACGAGAGCUACCCGAAGCGCUGUUCACUGAUGCGCUGUACCCUGAUUUUUUGAAAGCUUGGAGCGCAACACAGGGCGUAGGCACUUCAGUAGACUCCGGUCCGGCGCAUACGCGGCGGCAUGCGCUUAUGAAGUGUUUCGCGCAACUGCCCGACCUCAACAAGAAUUGCAUCGAUUUCCUGCUCAACCAUUUUGUCAAAGUGAACCAGCACGAGGCGGACAACAAGAUGUCGCUGCACAACCUGGCGACGGUGUUCGGGCCGACGCUGCUGCGGCCGGGCGGCGCGGCGGCGGGCGCCAAGCUGCGCGCCGACCAGCUGGCGGCCGGCACCGUGGACGCCAUGGCGCAGGCCGGCAUCCUCUACUGCCUGCUGCAGCAGCGCCAGCUCGCCGCGCAGCUCUCCUCCCACCACCGCGCCAACUGACCGCGCCCGACACUCGCACAAGUGCCCGACGACUGGACUCACCUAUCCCUACAGAAACUUGAAAUUUUACACCGCUAGAAACGGACCGCGCUAAGUUUUAAUGCGAAAUGCUAUGUCAAGUGUGCCGCUUCUAUGGAAUAAGUAUAUAUGUAUUUUUACCGAGUAUGUGCAAAGUUAUUGCGUCCGGAGUAGGAGUAUCUAUACUUUUUUUUGUUACUUUGGUUUUUUACUCCUUGCCGAUUUAAGAAAGGUGGCUUUCACACGUUAGGAAAAUGUUCGGUGCGAAAAUAUUGUUUUUAACACAUAUAAAUAAAUAAAUAUAAAUAUAAAAAAGUCUGUAAGUGGGCAGUGGUUUAUGGGAUGUUAAUGCUCUGGAACUUUUUUAAUUCUUGGGUGUUUUCUGAUUUCAAAAUCCUGACAAAUUAUAGGAUGGCGCUCGAUUUCUAUGCGUAGUACAUAUUGAAAUAUUGAGUCACACAAAAAUGGUACUAUACUAUUGUAAUACCACUUAAUUCACUAUCGCGUGCUAAAGAUAACAUUACCUUCCGCGAUUAAAAUGUUAAAUAUACUUAUAUCGAUAAUCGGUAUAAGAGUUAUAAGUGCUUUCAUUCCAAGUUUGCGUGUGACACUUACUUAUUUUUGAAUAAAGCAUCCUUAAUUUACAAUAUAUAUUAGUAUUUUUUGCACGACAGAGUGCUUAGUUAAAAUCGCAUACAUUUAAAAUUGUAUACUUCUUUUUAUAACUAACUUUGGCGUUUUGAUGUCUGCGUGAGGGAAACUACUUCUGAAAUGAACCUAGAAAUAACUUCCACGUCCUUCCGCGCGAACGCUUGUCCUUAUUAAAAUAUUUCCUGUUAACGAAUAGGCGUUAAGUUAGAUAGUCAACUCGAACGAGCCAAAACAUACUCAAACUACGGUUACAAUCAAAGACAAAUAUUUAAAAUGCCUUAGCGUUCGUGCAAAUUAGAAGUAAGUGUAAAUGUAAGAUUUUUUUCUAAAUUACAAUUUUUCUGAGUAUUCAUUUUUUGGUCACAAAAUGGUGGCCCAACAAAGUAUCGUAGCAAAUUGUAUUGGAGCCACCGGCUUCGCUCACACAAGUUUUCUCUUUUUAAUAACUCUAUAAGCGGACAUAGGUAGAUUUAUAUAAGGAAGGGUUGAAGAAUUAAUAGUUAGAAAUCUGU
This is a messenger RNA of Cydia fagiglandana, 5072 nucleotides long. RefSeq names its product active breakpoint cluster region-related protein (gene RhoGAP1A). Gene Ontology annotation, molecular function: guanyl-nucleotide exchange factor activity; GTPase activator activity. Gene Ontology annotation, cellular component: membrane. Bases 124 to 3891 code for a protein of 1255 amino acids. NCBI's taxonomy places the organism in Eukaryota, Metazoa, Arthropoda, Insecta, Lepidoptera, Tortricidae. Gene Ontology annotation, biological process: intracellular signal transduction; positive regulation of GTPase activity. The transcript is spliced from 21 exons. The record is from RefSeq and is a predicted model, not a curated record.